AUCUUUGUCAAUGGAGAACAUGUGACCAGCAUCAGCAAUGGAGGGAGCUUUGGUGAACUGGCCCUGAUCUAUGGCACCCCCAGGCAAGCCACUGUCAAGGCCAAAACAGACACCAAGCUCUGGGGGAUUGACAGAGACUCCUACAGACGCAUCCUAAUGGGCUCCACAAUAAGGAAGAGGAAAAUGUAUGAAGAGUUCUUGUCCAAAGUUUCCAUCCUUGAUUCACUGGACAAGUGGGAGCGGCUGGUGGUGGCUGAUGCGCUUGAGCCAGUGUCCAUAGAGUCUGGAGCCACAGUUGUGCGACAAGGAGAGCCUGGCGAUGACUUCUAUAUCAUUGUGGAGGGAACGGCUGUGGUCAUGCAGGCACGCUCACCAAAUGAGGAACCUGUUGAAGUGGGAAGGCUUGGGACUUCAGACUACUUUGGUGAAAUUGCUCUCCUCUUGGACCGUCCUCGUGCAGCCACAGUCAUAGCAGAUGGACCCCUCAAGUGUGUCAAACUGGACAGGAAUAGGUUUGAACGUGUCUUAGGCAGCUGCGGAGACAUCCUAAAACGGAACAUUGAGCAGUACAACUCCUUCAUCGCACUCACUGUGUAGAGGCUCUGAGUCACUGGUUGAGCCCCUGUGUAUGCAAUCAUGUAGGCUUCUCUGUAUGCUAGUUUCUAGGCUCCUGUGCAAGUAAUUUUUGUGAUCCUGUGUAGGUGCUUGGGCGUGCAACUCUGCAUAGGGCCAGGGAUAACACUGAGAUAUGGGGGUCGCCACCAUAUGCAUUGUUGUGGUGACGAGAUAAAAGUGUGGGUUUUAUAGGAAACUGCUACACCACUGUUUGAAAAAGGGUUUAUACACAAUUCAAGAGGACAAGCAGCCUGUGCAAAGGAUUGUGGAGGUGUACCUGUGUAAGUGGUGCUGAAGUAGUGAAAAGAACAUUGUCACUUAUACAGAUAAAGGUGUUCAGGCAACCAUCUUUUUCUUUGGUUUGUUUUUUUUCUUGUUCCUAACAUGGGUAGCCACAUCUUUAGGUUGCAUACACCACUAAGAGGUGUAUGUUGACACCUCUUAGUGGUGUGUCCUAAGAUGGAUAACGUCUUUCACCUGAUAGUGUGUGGGGGGUGUAUAUCUGUCUGUUGGCUUACACUUACCACUGAUUUUUGCACUGGAUUAGAAAAUAAAUGGUUGUUUGUGUGUGUAUAUGUGGACACCUGCCGUAGAGGUGUGUGGGGGGACCCAGAAGAUAUUAGUGUAACCAUUAGAAUAAUCAUGGUUCCAGGGGCCACUUUGAUUUAUAAUUGAGUCUGUUGUUGAAAGCUGCACACAUUAUUGCCACUAUGGUCAUUAUCACAUCAACUUACCACUUGCAUGGAGUGUAAUGAUCAGCUUUGUCUCGCUCAUAUUCCAUAAGUAUUUAAAUCGUUACAGUUAGUAUAAUAGCCCUGCACACACCCCUUUCAGCACAGCGGCUCUCACCUAGGGUUAUCAAAGUAGGAAAGUGCGUAUGUGCUCAUGCAUUGAGAGAUUGACUUGACACAUGCCAAAAAAGAAGGAAAAUAAUAAAAAAGAAAAGGAGAUUUUGUGUCUUUCUUGUUAUAAAACAGAUUUUGUACUUCAUGAAAAACAAAUUGAUAAUGACAUAUUUUGUAGAUGACUGUUCUUUUUAAUUUCAUUAGAGAGAAAACUGUGUGUGUAAGCAUGUAUGUGUUCUACGUGCAUAUUUGAGUGUACACAUGUACACAUCUAACUCUAUAUCCAUCUGUUUAUCUAUUUAUCUAACUACC
Penaeus vannamei (Pacific white shrimp) is the source of this 1772-nucleotide messenger RNA. Lineage: Eukaryota; Metazoa; Arthropoda; Malacostraca; Decapoda; Penaeidae. The record is from RefSeq and is a predicted model, not a curated record.